Molecule: messenger RNA, 2687 nt
Organism: Culex quinquefasciatus (southern house mosquito)
Lineage: Eukaryota; Metazoa; Arthropoda; Insecta; Diptera; Culicidae
Gene: Vps16A
Product: vacuolar protein sorting-associated protein 16 homolog
Exons: 5
Coding region: 128-2641 (837 amino acids)
Biological process (GO): vacuole fusion, non-autophagic; intracellular protein transport; endosomal transport
Cellular component (GO): lysosomal membrane; HOPS complex; endosome
Molecular function (GO): actin binding
Source: RefSeq, a predicted model, not a curated record
UGUCAUUAAAGUGAUUGUUUUUGUUUCGCCCCACGAAAAUUUUGAUAAGAUCCGACGAAAAACUUGUUUAAUUCGUGAAAAGUGCAUAAAUUUUCACUGAACACCGGAUUGCUUCCCACAAGCCAACAUGUCUCUCCUGUGCAACACCGGAGAUUGGUUCACGCUGGGCCAGAAAAACUCGUACAGGAAAAUCGACCUGUACAGCAUGGACUGGCCGGCGACCAUCAACCUGGAGCAGAUGACCGUGCACGCCGCCUCGUACGGUGGCCCGGUGGCGCUGGUCAAGGACUUUAAGCAGUUCCUCAAGCUGUCCGGGUCGGGUUCGGCCAAACCGGUCAUUCGGAUUUUCAACUGCGCCGGGAAGCUCAUCUCGUCGAUUAAUUGGGACAACGGCAACCUGGUUUGCAUGGGCUGGUCCGAUGCGGAGGAAUUUCUGUGCGUACAGGACGAUGGUUUUGUGGUUAUCUACGACAUGUUUGGCAAUUUCCAACAUAAAUUCAGCAUGGGAAAGGACGUUACGGAGGUGAUUGAUGCCAAGAUUUUUGCGUCCAGUUCGGGGACCGGUGUGGCCGUUAUUACGGCCAGCCACAAGAUUUACAUCGUCAAUAGUAUCAAGGAUCCAAAGUCGCGACCACUAUCGGAACUGUUGUCCUUGCCAACGGGACUCACCAGCUGGGAACUGGUCUCGCAAGAGCGUACCACGUGCUGCUUGCUGUCCCGUGAUACGGAAAUCAUAUUAGCCAGACACGGCGAAAGUGCCCCUCUGACUCACGUCAUUACCAUGAAGAGCGAUUUCAGCAGCAUAAUUCUCAUGGCCGUCUCGUUUAAUCACCGACACUUGGCACUGUACACAAAUACCGGAGUUAUUUGGAUGGGAUCGGCUGAUCUCAAGACCAAGUACUGUGAAUAUGCAACUGGACGCACCGAACGGCCACAGCAGAUCGCUUGGUGCUGUGACGAAGACCCAACUCCGGACAAUCAAGCGGUCGUGGUCAGCUACGCUUCGAUGGUUCUGGUGGUCGGCACGACCGGAGACUCAAAUAUUUACACGUACGAUUCCCCCAUGGUCCUAAUUCAAGAAAUGGACGGAGUUCGCAUCCUGACCAACGGAUAUCACGAGUUAAUCCAGCGCGUGCCGCGAUGUACCAGCAACAUCUUCGGCAUCGGAAUCUCCGAACCGGCAUCGUUCCUUUUCGAAGCGCACCGCAAGUUCCAGGAGCGCAGCCAUCAGUCGGACGAAUAUCUCUGCCUGAUUCGGGACCGGCUGGCAUCGGCGGUGGCGGAGUGCGUGCAGGCCGCUGGCCAGGAAUUCGAUACCCAUACCCAGAAGAGUCUGAUCAGAGCGGCUUACUUUGGGAAGGGGUUUCUUUCCGGGUACAAUCCCGAGGAGUACAUCGAAAUGUGCCGUGUGCUGCGGGUGUUGAAUGCGCUGCGCGAUCGGAACGUCGGUAUGCCGCUUACAUUGAGACAAUUCAACUUUCUACAACCGUUGGUGAUUCUUGAUCGGUUGAUUUUCCGCAAACACUACGGACUGGCAAUCCAGGUGGCUAAACAUCUAAAACUUCCAGAAUCGCGUAUUCUAGAGCACUGGGCAUUCCACAAAAUUGUGCACGAUAAGAACGAGGAAGAGGUCGCUCGCAAGAUUUCCGAAAAGUUCCUCUCGCACCAGACGCGCACCGAGCGCAUCUCGUUUGCGAACGUGGCCAAAAAGGCCCAACAGGUGGGCAAAACGAAGCUGGCCAUCACGCUGCUGGAGCUGGAACCACGCAAAAGCCUCCAGGUUCCGCUGCUGCUCAAGUUGGGCGCCAACGAAAAGGCGUUGAUGGCCGCCACCCAGUCGGGCGAUACCGACCUCAUCUACAUGGUGAUACUGGAAAUGAAGAGCACCACGGCGCUGGCCAAGUUCCAGAUGACCAUUCGUCGGUUUCCGCUGGCGCAGAAUCUGUACAAAAAGUACUGCCAAGCAAACAGUUUGUCCACGUUGAAGGAUAUCUACUCGCAGGAGGAUGACUUCCAGUCGCAAGCGGAACUGGGUCUGCGGGAAGCGCUGGAGAUUAACAAUGUCGAGGUAUCAAUUCCGGACAUUAGUGGAAACUACAAGAAAGCCAACAAGACGCUGGAAACGGAAGCUUGCGACGAGACGAAGAAACUCAUGAAGCAUCAGAAGACGUUGGACGAAAAGUACCAAAAGCGACUGUACGGAUUGCCGUUGCAUGCUACGAUUCGGCAGUUGCUACUGCUUGGGGACAUAAAAUAUGCCGAACGAUUGAAGAGCGAGUUCCGCGUGCCGGACCGGCGCUUCUGGUGGCUCCGCAUACAGGUUCUCUCGCAGCAGUUCCAGUGGGACGAGCUGGAAAAGUUUGCAAAGUCGAAGAAAAGUCCCAUCGGCUAUGAACCGUUUGUGGAGGUUUGCUUGGCCCAGGGAAAAAUUGACGAGGCGAAAAAGUAUUUGCCCCGGUGCGGGGAGGAAAAUAAGAUCAAGUGGUAUCUGCGCGCCGGUUGCCACGUGGAAGCGGCCACCAUCGCGUACGAGCAAAAGGACAUCGACAGCUUGCUGAAGAUUUACGACUGCUGCUCGAACGAUCCCGCACUGUUGGCCAAGGUGGAGAAUCUGAUCGGGCAGCUGUCGAGCAAAAAGUGAUUGUUGUUGCGCGGUAGGGCGAGGCGGGAUUUGUAACGUUUGAAAA